CCUUCUCCUACCUCCUCCCCCUCAGCAGUGCAGGUGAAUGAAGAAUGGGGGCUGCAGCCAGUCCAUAACACUUCAUCUCUGCCAUUCCUUCAUGGCUGCUCUGCCCCCGCUCCAGCGUAGGGUCCGUCCCACAGAUGCUUAUAUUUGUGAAUGUCAAUCUACUGAGAGAGGUUUUCCUUUCCCUUGCCUUCUUUACUGGAUACUGGAUGAAGGGAAAUCUCCAGGUUCAAAGAAUCACAGAAUAGUCAGAAUUGGGAAGAACCCACAAGGAUCACUGAGUCCAACUCCUGGCCCCACAUAGGAUCACCCAAUAUUUAAACCCUAUGUCUGAGAGCAUUGUCCAAACUCUGAGAGCAUUCUUGAACUCUGGCAGGCUUAGUGCCAUUACCAUUUCCCUGGCAUGCCUGUUCCAUUGUCCAACCACCUUCUCAGGGAAGAAUCUUUUUCCCAGUACCCAACCUGAACUUCCCCCCCUCCUUUGGGGCUCCAUGAAGAAGAGAUGCCACUUCUUCAUGAGAGCUGGGAGAUGGAAAAGAAGGGCUUACACAACCAUCAACAAUCAUCAAAAGAAUGGUUUAUUGCUGGGUGAUCUGACACGUGAGCCUUUAAGAUGUCCAUAUUGUUUGUCGUGUCCAAGUUAAUGAGGGGAACAGAGACUGACGCAGACAGCAAGCUGACCUGGUGCUCCUGCAGUUCUAUUGCCCUGAUUUUGUAUCAGAGAGACAAGGCACUCUGGGGAUGAUCAUGAAUCCCACAGGUAGACCCACUUCCAUCAGUUCUCUAUCUUGUUGUGGAUCUACCUCCAUAAACUCCUCAUUCUCUGGUGGACGGACUUACCUGGGCCCCUUGCAACUCACUGGAUGAUUGGUGUGCCUUAGCCACAUGCUUUUCUCUGGGCAACAGACAUGCUUGGGCCUAAUGCUGUUGUUCUCUGUCGGAUCCAUAUUCAUGACCUGCACACCACUGGUCACAUGAACACCAGCCACCGCAUUUGUGGCUUCUUGUUCCCUCAUUUGGAGGAAGAGCUCUCUAGUCUGAUUGUAAGAAUCAUUAGUAGCACCAGACUGGGAGCCUGCAGAUGGAUUUCCAAGGAGCAGCUCUUGGCCUUCCAAGGAAUCUGCCAGAAGAUGGCACUAAGGCACACGAAGGAGACAGUGAUGUCUAGGAACAUCCUGUUUUGUUCUUUUAGGUUCAGAUGCCUCCAUGGACAGAAUCUGAAACCCCUUUGGAUACCUUUUCUGUUUGGGCACCCUCGUAGGGACCGUGUUUUCAUUAGCUUCAAAGGAAUAGCUCUCUCUUUUUUCAUUGACCUGCUGCUGUUCUUUGUGCACCACCAUGGAAGGUCUGGCUUCACCUUCCAGCACUUGCUGGGUAGCAUUCUCAUCUUCAGGCUGAGACACCCCACCUCUAGGACUCAAGAUCCACAGGAGCUCUCUGAGGGGGUCCUCCUGUAGACACAGUGAAGCAGCCAAAAACAAGCCAAGUUCACGUUUGCCUGCUUCCUUGGGAAUCCAUGCAGAAGAGAUGCUGUCUCUUCACAAGGGGCAAGGACAGGGGAUGGGAAAGGAGGCUAUCCUGCACGCAAGCCCACUGGAUGUUAACGAUGGUCUCCCAGCUAAUUCUGGGCACAGAGGCUGCAGAGCGGGUAAGGAGCUGAGUACCUGGACCCUCAGUGCCACUGCUGUAACCUCACUCUGGCACAACGAUAUGCCAAGCCAGCUGUAGUGGAGGUCAAUCCACCUCCAUUGGUUCUUCAUCUGGAGUUUAUCUAUCUCCAUGGGCUGCAAAACAGUAGCCCCAGGCCAGGCCAUUGCCCUAUGGGCACAGGUGCUCUUCCUCUUCCAUUUGUUCUGCUUUGUUGAGUCUCACCACCUCUUCGGUUCUGGGAACCCAAUCUCUUUCUUCCCAUGUAAAACUGGGCAAUCAGUGCUCCUGAUUGGUGCUGGUAACCACCAGGCUCUUGGUAUCAGCUAUGGUUGUUUACCACCAUAGGUCUUGGAGCUGAAUGAGUGGGAUGGGGCAGUGGUGACUACUGUGACACCAGUAAGAUUCUGUGAUGGCCACCGUGAUGGUGGGAGUGGUUUCGGCAUGGGGUAAAAAGGGGCUGGAAGACAGGGCACAGGAUGGGAGGUAGAAGGCAGCCCCUGUGCCCAGGGGGCAGUCUUUCUCUCUGGCAAGCAAAAAGGCAUAGAGGAGCCAUCACCAAGAAAAGGGUCCUCUGCCUCCUUGACCCUCUUCCUUCUUCCACAAGGGAAUCAUUCAAGGCUGGGACACACAGCAUAUAAUGGCAGGCUCAGAGAACUCCUUUGGCCAGCACAGGGAAGAGGCUCAGGAGUAGAGCUAAUUGGCAGACCAAAGCCACGGCUUCCAUGUUAGUAUCUAGUGUCUCUUCUGUGUUUUUCUUGUUGUUGUUUGUUUGUUUGUGUAUGUGUGUGUUUCUUUCCAGUUAAUAGUUGAUUUUUUUUUUAAAUAGAUAAGGUGGAGAAUAAGACAUAAUAAUAUGAGAUGGGGAGUAAGAUUUAAAAAUUCCCCAUAUACUGAAAGUGACAAAGAUGUUCUAACAACCAAAUUCCCUUUCUUCCCCAGGUCUGGUAACAUUUCUUCAGCACCACUGAGAAAACUGUACUUCUUUGCCUCUUUGAGAGACAAGUUAUCCAGUCAGAGCGAAGUCAUCACAAGAAUCGUUCAGAGGCUGUGUGAAAAGAAAAAGAAGAACAUCCUUGCGUAUGGAUACUCCUUGCUGGAUGAGAACAGUUGUCACUUCAGAGUUUUGCCAUCUUCGUGUAUAUACAGCUAUCUGUCCAAUACUGUAACAGAAACGAUUCGCAUCAGUGGCCUCUGGGAGAUACUGCUGAGUAGGAUAGGGGACGACGUGAUGAUGUACCUGCUGGAGCACUGUGCACUCUUCAUGCUGGUUCCCCCAAGUAACUGUUACCAGGUCUGCGGGCAACCAAUUUAUGAACUUAUUUCGCGUAACGUAGGGCCAUCCCCAGGGUUUGUUAGACGACGGUACUCAAGGUUUAAACAUAAUAGCUUGCUUGACUAUGUGCGAAAAAGGCUUGUGUUUCACAGGCACUAUCUUUCCAAGUCGCAGUGGUGGAAGUGCAGGCCGAGACGUCGAGGUCGUGUCUCCAGCAGGAGAAAAAGAAGGAGCCAUAGGAUACAAAGCCUAAGGUCUGGUUAUCAGCCUUCUGCAAAAGUGAACUUUCAAGCAGGUAGGCAGAUCAGCACAGUUACUGCACGUCUGGAAAAGCAGAGCUGCUCCAGUUUAUGUUUGCCAGCUAGAGCACCAUCUUUAAAAAGGAAGCGUGAUGGAGAACAGGUUGAAAUCACAGCUAAGAGAGUGAAAGUAAUGGAGAAAGAGAUAGAGGAACAGGCUUGUAGUAUCGUUCCUGAUGUAAACCAAAGUAGCUCCCAGAGGCAUGGAACCUCCUGGCAUGUAGCACCACGUGCUGUAGGUCUUAUUAAAGAACAUUACAUUUCUGAAAGAAGUAACAGUGAGAUGUCUGGUCCUUCUGUAGUUCGCAGAUCUCACCCUGGGAAGAGGCCUGUGGCAGACAAAAGCUCUUUUCCACAAGGAGUUCAGGGUAACAAACGCAUAAAGACCGGUGCAGAAAAACGAGCAGAAUCCAAUAGAAGGGGCAUAGAGAUGUAUAUAAACCCAAUCCAUAAACCCAAUAGAAGGGGCAUAGAGAGGCGUAUAAAUCCAACCCACAAACCUGAGUUGAAUUCUGUACAAACUGAACCAAUGGAAGGUGCUUCUUCAGGGGACAGAAAGCAGGAAAAUCCCCCAGCUCAUUUGGCAAAGCAGUUACCAAAUACAUUCUCGCGCUCUACAGUGUACUUUGAGAAGAAAUUUCUUCUGUAUUCCCGCAGUUACCAAGAAUAUUUUCCUAAAUCGUUCAUACUGAGCCGCCUGCAGGGUUGUCAGGCAGGUGGAAGGCGGCUUAUAGAAACUAUAUUCUUAAGCCAAAACCCAUUAAAGGAACAGCAGAACCAAAGCCUACCACAGCAAAAGUGGCGAAAGAAGAGGUUGCCCAAACGCUACUGGCAAAUGAGAGAGAUAUUUCAGAAGCUGGUAAAGAACCAUGAGAAGUGCCCUUAUUUAGUUUUCUUGAGGAAAAAUUGCCCUGUUUUGCUUUCUGAAGCAUGUUUGAAAAAGACGGAGCUGACCUUGCAGGCGGCUCUGCCUGGGGAAGCAAAGGUUCACAAGCACACAGAACAUGGGAAAGAGUCCACUGAGGGUACUGCACCGAACAGCUUCCUCGCUCCUCCCUCAGUGCUAGCAUGUGGGCAGCCAGAGAGAGGGGAACAGCACCCUGCAGAGGGGAGUGAUCCGCUCCUCAGGGAGCUGCUCAGGCAGCACAGCAGCCACUGGCAGGUGUAUGGCUUUGUGAGGGAGUGCCUGGAGCGGGUGAUCCCUGCUGAGCUGUGGGGUUCAAGCCAUAACAAAUGCCGGUUCUUUAAAAACGUGAAAGCAUUCAUUUCCAUGGGGAAGUAUGCUAAGCUUUCAUUGCAGCAGCUGAUGUGGAAGAUGAGAGUGAAUGACUGCGUAUGGCUUCGUCUGGCCAAAGGUAAUCACUCUGUUCCUGCCUAUGAACAUUGUUACCGUGAAGAAAUUCUGGCAAAAUUCCUAUACUGGCUGAUGGAUUCCUAUGUUAUCGAGUUGCUCAAAUCAUUUUUCUAUAUCACCGAGACCAUGUUCCAGAAAAACAUGCUUUUCUACUACCGAAAGUUUAUCUGGGGCAAGUUACAGAACAUUGGAAUUAGAGACCAUUUUGCCAAAGUACAUCUACGUGCCUUGUCUUCAGAGGAGAUGGAAGUGAUCCGUCAAAAAAAGUAUUUUCCUAUUGCAUCAAGGCUCCGGUUCAUUCCUAAAAUGAAUGGUUUAAGACCCGUAGUAAGACUAAGCCGUGUUGUUGAAGGACAGAAACUCAGCAAGGAAAGCAGAGAAAAGAAGAUACAGCGCUAUAACACUCAGCUAAAAAAUCUAUUUAGUGUUUUAAACUAUGAACGAACUGUAAACACCAGUAUCAUUGGCUCUUCAGUAUUCGGGAGAGAUGAUAUCUACAGGAAGUGGAAGGAGUUUGUUACAAAGGUUUUUGAAUCAGGUGGUGAAAUGCCUCAUUUCUACUUUGUAAAGGGUGAUGUAUCCAGAGCUUUUGAUACCAUUCCUCACAAGAAACUUGUGGAAGUGAUAUCACAGGUCUUGAAACCUGAGAGCCAAACUGUCUAUGGAAUAAGGUGGUAUGCAGUGAUUAUGAUUACCCCAACUGGAAAAGCCAGGAAACUCUAUAAGAGACAUGUUUCUACUUUUGAGGAUUUUAUUCCAGACAUGAAGCAGUUUGUGUCCAAGCUUCAAGAGAGAACUUCAUUACGAAAUGCAAUAGUAGUUGAACAGAGAUUUUUACUAAACUGUUACAGUCUAAUUCUUCAGUGCUUAACUUUUAAUGAGAACAGUUCCACCCUGUUUACUUUCUUUCUUCAAAUGUUACAUAAUAACAUCCUGGAGAUUGGGCACAGGUACUAUAUACAGUGCUCUGGAAUCCCACAGGGCUCCAUUUUGUCAACCUUACUUUGCAGCUUAUGCUACGGAGACAUGGAAAACAAAUUACUCUGUGGGAUCCAGAAGGAUGGAGUCCUAAUACGUCUUAUUGAUGACUUUUUGCUGGUUACGCCACAUUUAAUGCAGGCAAGAACUUUUCUAAGGACUAUAGCAGCAGGUAUUCCUGAGUAUGGCUUUUUAAUAAAUGCCAAGAAGACUGUGGUGAAUUUUCCUGUUGAUGAUAUCCCGGGAUGUUCCAAGUUCAAACAUCUGCCAGAUUGUCGUUUGAUCUCAUGGUGUGGUUUAUUAUUGGAUGUGCAGACACUUGAGGUUUAUUGUGAUUACUCCAGUUAUGCCUUUACUUCUAUCAGAUCAAGUCUUUCCUUCAAUUCAAGUAGAAUAGCUGGAAAAAACAUGAAAUGCAAAUUGACUGCAGUCCUCAAACUGAAAUGCCAUCCUUUACUUCUUGACUUAAAGAUCAACAGCCUUCAGACAGUUCUAAUUAACAUCUACAAGAUAUUUUUACUUCAGGCUUACAGGUUCCAUGCCUGUGUUCUUCAGCUUCCAUUCAACCAGAAAGUUAGGAAUAAUCCUGAUUUCUUCCUAAGGAUCAUCUCUGAUACUGCUUCAUGCUGCUACUUUAUCCUGAAAGCUAAAAAUCCAGGGGUUUCUUUAGGUAGCAAAGAUGCAUCUGGCAUGUUCCCUUUUGAGGCAGCAGAAUGGCUGUGCUACCAUGCCUUCAUUGUCAAACUGUCCAACCACAAAGUUAUUUACAAAUGCUUACUUAAGCCCCUUAAAGUCUAUAAGAUGCAUCUGUUUGGGAAGAUCCCAAGGGAUACUAUGGAACUGCUGAAGACGGUGACGGAACCAUCGCUUUGUCAAGAUUUCAAAACUAUACUGGACUAAGGGAUUAAGGUCUAUUUCAUAAUCCUUCCAGGCUUAAAAAUAAAUGUUAAGUUUUUAGAUUAAUUUUCUCUGUAGAUAAUUUUGGUAGACUGAUCUGAAAGCAUCUCUACUUGAAAGUUUUCUUUUUUUUUUUUUUAUGGGUACCACCCAAUGACCUUUAAAAGAGUAGACUGUUUUGUUAACAUCUUCAUGUUUGUGUUUUUCUGUAAGUUCGAAGGCUGUUUGAAGUACAACCUGUGAACUUGACUCGAUUUCCUUCAGUAAUUCCUUUCUUCUUGGUGAAGACAUAUUUAACCUAUCUGUAUAAACAGAUCAAUAUUUUUGCCAGUAUUGUUUCUGAAGAACUGUUCUUUGAUUUUUCUAUUGCAGACAAUUUUACAAUAAAUUGUCUACAUAGUUGCAAUAAUGCAUACUUGCCUCCAAUACCUUUAUUUUGUAGUAAGCUUCAACCCAAUCCCACCCAACUUGGCAUUGUCUUGAAAUGCACUUAUUGGUACAGGGAAAGUGCAUUUCAUGGCUGCGCCUAGCAAGAUAUGUGGGGUAAAGAUUCUUUCACUUUGGAGAACACAGUCAAAAUUUGUAUGCCAAAUCUGGGUAUGUUCAACAUGUUUAAUAUAUUCUGAGAGUUUACAGAGAUGUACAGAACAAUGGUGAUGUAUUUAUAACUACAAAAACAAGGGGAACCAGAGUUAUUGAUUAGAUAAUAGAAAAGUAAUCUGCUUGGUAUAUUUGCAUUUCCUGUUCUUUAUUUAGGCUUAUCUUUUGCUCCUUAAUAUUACUGAACUAUUGUCUAGCCCUUAUGUUGGCAUGUUGUACAGGACUGAAUUUUGCUCUUUGACUGCUCUGAUAAACCUGCCCAUGUGUCUUUUUUCUAUAGGCUCCCAUGUUGAAUUUGCAAUGCUGUAAUGUCGAGUUAUUUUAUUAGAACAAAUAAAAUCUCUUGGCAGGGAUGAGAUUUAAGCACUUCAAGAACUUCCUGUGCUUCUGAGGAAGCUGUUACUUCCUGUGGCUAUUUACUCCUCACUAAGUCUGUCUUCAGCUAUGCAUUCCUUCCUGUCUGCUGCUCUUUUCAUCUUCUGCUAUACUAAUAAGAUUUUAUGUAGUUGCAGGUUGGUAUAAAUUUUGUUUCGUUACUGCACCGGCUCAAUGCAUUUUGUGUGUCAUGUUGAAGAAGGCCUUGCUGGUGGGCAGCAGUAAGAAUGAAUGCGUGUUUAUUUUGUCCUGGUCACUGUAUUCUGGAUGAACCUCCUGAGAAGGAUGAGCCAAAUAAUUACCUGAGAAUGGAUAAGCACGCCUGCUGUGAAAGAACUGUGCAGGAUAGGGGCUGGGGAAGUCUGAAAAUUAUCUCAGAAGCCAAGAUCCUAUAAUGUGAAUCCAUGCUGAGAGGAUGGGCUCUGUUCUGUGCUGAACAGCCACCUCAAGGCAGACUUUUGGGGUGAUCAAAAGAGUGUCCUGGAAAACUGUGGUAAAAAAAAGACUGAAGCAGCAACUGUGCUGAAGUAUUCCCUGUUUCUAAAAAGCAUUGUAAAGAGGUGCGUUUGUGAGGACUAGAAGAAAAACUCUCUGCUUUCAUCCAAGAGCAUGGUGGUUAUGGAUAGGUUUGCUUCCAAAGUCUUUAAAUGCAGACUUUUCUAUGUGUACUGAGAAAGAAACAUACCUUGUUUUAAUUUUUUUUUUAUGUUUAACUGUAAUAGACUGAAGGUUUGUAAUGUCUUUCAGCAUGCUCCCUUCUAGAAGAGGUUGGGGUGUUUUUCCCCCUUGAAGCUCAGAACAUCUGGGGUCCUAUCUCCAGCUUCGUUGCUUCUUUAUUCUGCUUCUACAGGAUGUUCUAACUUGCAGAUGUAUUGCCAGGACUAGCCCAUUUUUACUCUGUACCACAGCAGUGGCAUAUAAACUGACAAGGAAGUAUCUCAGUUGAAGGUGUAUUUUUGGAAAAAAAUAUGUGAAGUGUGGUGCAGUUUUCUGAGCUGAUGUUUGCCUUUACGUGUAACUACUUUUGCAAAUGGAAAAUUGGAAACUGUACAAAAUAUGGAUCUCUGUACUGUACUGGAAUCUUGGUGCUACAGCUCAGGACUGAUGGAGAAAAUGCUGGGAAUGCACGUUUAAGGAAUAGAUUUAACAUAACAGUAGCAUAGGCUUACUGCACUAAAAUGAUUGGUCCGCACCAUUGAAAAGGAAGGUAGAAAUAUCCCUUAAAGCUACUUCUGCAAUGAACUGUUUUAAAAUAAAUAGUGCAGUAUAUCACAGUGGUACAAUAUUUUCUACUGAACUGGUAGAAAGUUAGUAUGUUAAACAGCAACUACUGACAGGAAACAUCUUGGUGGAUUGAGUAACUUUGGGCUGGAAAUACUAAAGUAAUUUGCUUAAGAGCAUUCUGAACCUACAGUGUGAGUUUUCAACAAUCAUUGGAAAGCUGGGAAAAAUUCAGGAGACUCUGUGGGUAAGGGGAAAUGUUAAAAUUGUUUCGAUGUUUAGGAGAAGGUAAGUGGGAAGACUGAGAGCUAGGCCAGCCAAUGUAACUGCACUCUGCAACCUAUGCUCUGAGUCAAUUUGUCAGAGAUUUUAUUUGGGAUGCUCUGGGGAGGAAGUGUGGUUGGGAUAAUAGUGGUUUUUUACUCUCUCUGUGUAGAGCAGGAAGGGAGAAACUUGCCACAAACUCUUCUAGAGGAAGUUGAAGCAUCAACAUGCUUCAAAGGUAUCCUCGCUGCUUCCUGUUGGAAAGGGAUUUCAGACUGAAUUUCAGUUUGAGGUAGGUAUGAAAUUUUGCAGUGUAGGGAAAUGCUUGAGUUCCAGAAGGAGUAUGGUCCUCUCUCCACAGAUUUUUUCUGUCUGUUUUAGGAUAAUUUGGAAGCUUCCUCAUUUCUGGUGCUGUUGCAAUGCUCUUGCUGUGGCUUUUGUUUUGGGUUUUCAUUUGUUUUGUAUUAAUAGAUAUGAGUUUGUAUAACAAGCUCAAGGAUCUUAGGGUUAGGAAUUCUGUUAUGGCUGAAGAUCACAACGUCUGUAGCUGUGUCUCUUACCAAUUUACCCUCAAAGAAUUCAAGCUCUACUUACAGCCCAGCCCAAAGAAUUCUAUCCUCUUCUGUUCUAUCCUAGGAAAAGACUUCUUCAGUUAUGCUACUCAAGAGAAAGUCAGUCACACUAUUUAAGGGAAAAAGUCCUCAUAAGAUACCAUGCUUUCUAUGAAUAGGAGAGGGAGGAUUGUAGCACCAAAAUUUACUGAAAUGAGGCUACAGUUCUAGCACAGGAAAUUCAGAAUAGAUCACAUCCAAAAUGCACCAAGAACAGUAAGGCAGUGUUCCUGAAGGAGCUGUUUAGCAGAUUUUCUACAUGCCUACUUCAGCUAAACAGUAACCUAACCUUGUGCAUUUCCCUGUCGUGAACUGUAGUUACUGGGACUGAAAAGUCCCUUCCCUUUGCCUCCUUUUGCAGACUGAAGUAUCUGUCCAAUGAUCCAUGAAGUCUGUCUGCAGGGGAUCAAGAAUGAGCAGCUCAGAAAUCAAGGAGUUCAAAAUUUCCACUGUCUGUGUCAUGGCAGUGACUUGAGAUGCAUCCAUAAGAUUCAAGUCUAUAAAUCUAUACAGUUUCAUUAUCUUCUCAGUUUUUGUCUAUGUUAUUUAGCUGCAGUUUUUGUUAUGGACAUAUCUCUGACCAAAUUCUUAAGCCUGAUGACAUACCCUGCAUAUAUGAUUUUAAUGAACAUCUAUCUGUAAUCAAAUAUGUGAAUGUAUAUUGUACACUUUAAUUAAAAUUUCUAUUUACAUA
Gallus gallus (chicken) is the source of this 10213-nucleotide messenger RNA. RefSeq names its product telomerase reverse transcriptase (gene TERT). NCBI's taxonomy places the organism in Eukaryota, Metazoa, Chordata, Aves, Galliformes, Phasianidae. Bases 2501 to 6451 code for a protein of 1316 amino acids. The transcript has 17 exons. Gene Ontology annotation, biological process: telomere maintenance via telomerase. Gene Ontology annotation, molecular function: telomerase RNA binding; telomeric repeat DNA binding. The record is from RefSeq and is a predicted model, not a curated record. Gene Ontology annotation, cellular component: telomerase catalytic core complex.